CUCUCGCACACUCGGUGACACGCCCGCGCGCGCGCGCACCCACACGCCCGGUCGCCGGCGCCCUCCCAGCUGGUCCACCCCGGCGGGGCCCGCGCCCCCGGCCCGCCCGCCUGGCACCGCGCCCCGGGGCUGGGGCCGAGAGAGGAGCCCGCGAGGCGGCGGCGAGAGGGCGAGCGCCAGGCAGGCCGGCCCGGGGCCCCCGCCCCCCGUGCCCCCGCCCGAUGGGGAACGCUCCGUCCCAAGAUCCCGAGCGGAGCAGCCCCCCUAUGCUGUCUGCCGACGAUGCCGAGUACCCGCGGGAGUACCGGACCCUGGGGGGUGGGGGCGGCGGGGGCGGCGGGGGCCGGCGCUUCUCCAACGUGGGGCUGGUGCACACUUCGGAGCGGCGGCACACGGUAAUCGCUGCCCAGAGCCUGGAGGCGCUCAGCGGGCUCCAGAAGGCGGACGCCGACCGCAAGCGCGAUGCCUUCAUGGACCACCUGAAGAGCAAGUACCCCCAGCACGCCCUGGCCCUUCGAGGCCAGCAGGAGAGGAUGCGGGAGCAGCCCAACUACUGGAGUUUCAAGACCCGGAGCUCGCGUCACACUCAGGGAGCCCAGCCGGGGCUGGCGGACCAGGCGGCCAAACUGUCCUACGCUUCGGCUGAGUCACUGGAGACCAUGUCGGAGGCUGAGCUGCCCCUGGGCUUUAGCAGGAUGAACCGCUUUCGACAGAGCCUGCCCCUUUCGCGCUCCGCCAGCCAGACCAAGCUACGUUCGCCAGGGGUGCUGUUCUUGCAGUUCGGGGAGGAGACGCGGCGCGUGCAUAUCACGCACGAGGUCAGCAGCCUGGACACGCUGCACGCCCUCAUCGCCCACAUGUUCCCGCAGAAGCUCACCAUGGGCAUGCUGAAGUCGCCCAACACUGCCAUCCUCAUCAAAGACGAGGCCCGCAACGUCUUCUACGAGCUGGAGGACGUCCGGGACAUUCAGGACCGCAGUAUUAUCAAGAUCUACAGGAAAGAGCCGCUCUACGCCGCCUUCCCCGGCUCCCACCUCACCAACGGUGACCUCCGGAGAGAGAUGGUGUACGCGUCACGGGAGUCUUCCCCCACUCGGCGUCUCAACAACCUGUCGCCGGCCCCGCACCUGGCAUCCGGCUCACCUCCGCCAGGGCUGCCAUCGGGGCUGCCGUCGGGGCUGCCGUCGGGGCUGCCGUCCGGCUCGCCAUCGCGCUCUCGCCUCUCGUACGCUGGAGGCCGCCCGCCUUCGUACGCCGGCAGCCCGGUGCACCACGCGGCCGAGCGUCUGGGGAGCACCUCGGCCGCCCCCGGCGUGAGCCCCAGCCCCAGCGCCAUCCUGGAGCGGCGCGACGUGAAGCCGGACGAGGACCUGGCGGGCAAGGCGGGCGGCAUGGUGCUGGUGAAGGGCGAGGGGCUCUACGCCGACCCCUACGGGCUGCUGCACGAGGGCCGCCUGAGCCUGGCCGCCGCCGCCGGCGACCCGUUCGCCUACCCCGGCGCCGGCGGCCUGUACAAGCGCGGCUCGGUGCGCUCGCUCAGCACCUACUCGGCCGCCGCGCUGCAGUCCGACCUGGAGGACUCGCUGUACAAGACGGCGGGCGGCGGCGGCCCGGGCGGAGGGCCCCUCUACGGCGACGGCUACGGCUUCCGCCUGCCGCCCUCGUCGCCGCAGAAGCUGGCCGACGUGACGGCGCCUCCCGGGGGACCCCCGCCGCCGCACAGCCCCUACUCCGGGCCGCCCAGCCGCGGCUCGCCCGUGCGCCAGUCCUUCCGCAAGGACUCGGGCUCCUCGUCCGUCUUCGCCGAGAGCCCAGGAGGCAAGACCCGCAGUGCCGGGAGCGCCUCGUCGGCCGGAGCGCCCCCUUCAGAUCUCUUCCCCGGGCCCGGGGAGCGCUCCCUCGUGGGGUUCGGGCCUCCAGUGCCGGCCAAGGACACGGAGACCAGAGAGCGCAUGGAGGCCAUGGAGAAGCAGAUCGCCAGCCUCACGGGGCUGGUGCAGAGUGCCCUGCUUCGGGGCUCCGAGCCCGAGACCCCAAGUGAGAAGAUCGAAGGCUCCAACGGAGCAGCCACCCCCUCAGCACCCUGUGGGUCAGGUAGCAGGAGCAGUGGGGCCACGCCCGUGUCCGGCCCGCCCCCGCCCUCGGCCGGUGGCACCCCUGCAGGACAGCCUGCGACCCUCAACCGCCUGCAGAUGCAGCUGCACCUGCGGGGCCUGCAAAGCAGCACCAGCGACCUGCGGGGCCAGCUGCAGCAGCUUCGCAAGCUCCAGCUGCAGAACCAGGAGUCGGUGCGGGCGCUGCUGAAGCGCACGGAGGCGGAGCUGAGCAUGCGCGUGUCGGAGGCCGCGCGGCGGCAGGAGGACCCGCUGCAGCGACAGCGCACCCUGGUGGAGGAGGAGCGGCUGCGCUACCUCAACGACGAGGAGCUCAUCACCCAGCAGCUCAAUGACCUGGAGAAGUCGGUGGAGAAGAUCCAGAGGGACAUGUCCCACAGCCACCGGCUGGUGCCCGGCCCCGAGCUGGAGGAGAAGGCGCUGGUGCUGAAGCAGCUUGGAGAAACACUGACGGAGCUCAAGGCUCACUUCCCAGGGCUGCAGAGCAAGAUGCGGGUGGUGCUGCGUGUCGAGGUGGAGGCAGUCAAGUUCCUGAAGGAGGAGCCACAGCGCCUGGACGGACUCCUGAAGCGCUGCCGUGGGGUCACGGACACGCUGGCACAGAUCCGAAGGCAAGUGGACGAAGGUGUGUGGCCACCCCCCAACAACCUGCUGAAUCAAUCUCCCAAGAAGGUGACGGCCGAGACCGACUUCAACAAGGCCUUGGACUUCGAGAUGCCACCCCCUAGUCCCCCGCUGAACCUGCACGAGCUGAGUGGGCCAGCAGAAGGAGCCCCUCUCACCCCCAAGGCAGGCAACCCCACCAAAGGCCUGGAGACCUUGGGCAAGAGGAGCGUGGACAAGGGCGUGUCUGUUGAGGCUGCCGAGCGAGACUGGGAGGAGAAGCGAGCAGCCCUGACCCAGUACAGUGCCAAGGACAUCAACCGGCUGCUGGAGGAGACACAGGCGGAGCUGCUGAAGGCCAUCCCGGAUCUAGACUGUGCCAGCAAGGCCCACUCCAGCCCAGCUCCGACCCCAGACCACAAACCUCCCAAAGCCCCCCACAGCCAGAAGGCGGCUCCCCGGACGGAACCCAGCGGGAGAAGAGGUUCAGAUGAGCUGACGGUACCCCGAUACCGCACGGAGAAGCCCUCCAAGUCGCCCCCACCGCCCCCGCCCCGCCGCAGUUUCCCCUCCUCCCAUGGCCUGACCACCACCCGCACCGGAGAGGUGGUGGUCACCAGCAAGAAGGACCCGGCUUUCAUCAAGAAGGCGGAGUCCGAGGAGCUGGAGGUGCAGAAGCCGCAAGUGAAGCUGCGCCGGGCCGUGUCUGAGGUGGCCCGCCCUGCCUCCACACCACCCAUCAUGGCAUCCGCCAUCAAGGAUGAGGAUGAGGAGGACCGCAUCAUCGCGGAGCUGGAGAGUGGUGGUGGCAGCGUGCCGCCCAUGAAGGUGGUAACCCCAGGAACCUCUCGGCUGAAGGCAGCGCAGGCGCAGGCGGGCAGCCCGGACAAGAGCAAGCACGGCAAACAGCGGGCGGAGUACCUGAGGACCCAGGCCCCGCAGCAGGCCGCUAAACCAUCCAAAGAGACGAGUGGGUCAAAUGAGACCUUGAGCCCAGUCUCAGAAAAGCCCUCCGCCUCCAGAACCUCCAUCCCCGUAUUGACUUCCUUUGGGACCAGAAAUUCUUCCAUUUCCUUCUAGAAGCCUCUGUGCGCCCACCUCACCACCCUCUCCUCUUCCCGUCA
Messenger RNA from Ochotona curzoniae (black-lipped pika), 3841 nucleotides. It is a transcript of the gene SRCIN1, whose product is annotated as SRC kinase signaling inhibitor 1. Gene Ontology annotation, biological process: regulation of dendritic spine morphogenesis. Bases 222 to 3797 code for a protein of 1191 amino acids. Gene Ontology annotation, cellular component: actin cytoskeleton; cytoplasm; postsynaptic density. NCBI's taxonomy places the organism in Eukaryota, Metazoa, Chordata, Mammalia, Lagomorpha, Ochotonidae. The record is from RefSeq and is a predicted model, not a curated record. The transcript is spliced from 19 exons.